CAGGGUUUCAUCCCAAACCCAUUAUCGAACUCCCAAAACCCCCCAUUCAUUGCACUGUAUCUCUCUCUCUCUCUCACACACACACACACACACACAGAGGAGUCAAGACAAUGGCUUUGGCAAUCUCUAACGUCCUUCAAUGUCCCAACUCUCAGUUUUCUCGGAAGAAUUUCUCUCUCAAAGGUUCUGUUUCAAGCUUCUCCUCAUCGGUUGUCAGGUUUCGUAGAACAUCUCCACAGGAUAAAAGGGUGAUUUGUGCUUCUUCAUCGGCAGCAGGAAGUUCAGGUUCAGACAGUGACUUUAACCCAUAUCAGGUGCUUGGCGUAAGCCCCAUUGAAGGAUUUGAUGUGAUCAAAGCAGCAUAUACAAGAAAACACAAGGAUGCAGAGAGGAGAGGUGAUGAAGUGACUGCCGCCCAAUUAGAAAAGGCGUAUGACAAAGUCAUGAUGGCACAGUUGACAAACCGAAAGAAAGGUGUGACAUUUGGUUCAUUUAAGGUUUCAAAGGAUAUUAAGUAUGCUGAUAAGCAGCCAGUAUUACCAUGGGGGCCAAGGUUCACCAAGUCCAGUGUUCAAGAUAUGCGUAUCAACCUGGCAAUAUCUGCUGUAUUUACUGCUUGGGUUUUUAUCAAGCGAAAUGCUGAAUGGAAACCUUUGCAGUUCCUAGCCUUUGUGUUUGUGUAUCGGAUUUUUGAAAAGUUGAAAGCCUUCGAACCACCUACAUCUCCAACAUUUACGGAGGAGGGUGAAGAUGAAGGGCGAGCAUUACGAAUGGGAAAAAGGCUUCUUCGUUCUCUAGCGCUGGUUUUUGGUUGUAUAGCUCUUUCAUCUUUGGGAUUCACUGGUGUACUGAAUUUGAUCGAGUUUGUUGGUAGUUUACGGGCUGCUUUUUUUCUAUAUAAUAACCAGGAACUUUUUGUCACUGCUUCAACCGCACUCAUGCUCUAUGUUUUGGCAUCAUACUACAGAUGACGAAUCACUUCACACACUGCGGGACAAGAUAUCAAGUUAUUGUUGUGUUUUCCAAUACUUUGGCUAUGAAAUUUUGUCAAAUAGACUGAAUUUUACAAUUUAAAGAUAUCAAAGGGAAAGGAAAAAGUAUUGGUUGUGUCAUGAACUUGAAGUGAAUCAGAAGCCCUUUGAGGACUAAAAUUAGCAAGGCAUCGGUAUACACGCGAAUUUAGGAAGAAUAUUGCUUUGCUAAUUCAAAAUUUUUGUUAAUAAUCACUAUGGUUUUUAUUUAUUCCCUAUAUCUUGUUUUUCUAGUUAUUUACAAUUUUUUAUUUUUAUUUUUAAAUGCAUUUGACUUUGAUAA
Messenger RNA from Camellia sinensis, 1314 nucleotides. RefSeq names its product Chloroplast J-like domain 1 (gene CJD1). Gene Ontology annotation, cellular component: chloroplast membrane. The record is from RefSeq and is a predicted model, not a curated record. NCBI's taxonomy places the organism in Eukaryota, Viridiplantae, Streptophyta, Magnoliopsida, Ericales, Theaceae.